Messenger RNA from Coffea eugenioides, 1157 nucleotides. RefSeq names its product pyruvate decarboxylase 1-like. NCBI's taxonomy places the organism in Eukaryota, Viridiplantae, Streptophyta, Magnoliopsida, Gentianales, Rubiaceae. The transcript has 5 exons. The record is from RefSeq and is a predicted model, not a curated record. Gene Ontology annotation, molecular function: thiamine pyrophosphate binding; carboxy-lyase activity. The annotation marks the transcript as partial.
UACAGUUCAGUUGGGUAUUCUUUGUUGAUCAAAAAAGAGAAAUUAAUUAGUGUACAACCCAAUCGUGUUACUAUAUGUAAUGGGCCUUCAUUUGGCUGGGUUUUCAUGACGGAAUUCUUGUCUGCACUGGCCAAAAAGCUGAAGAAAAACAGCACUGCCAUGGAGAAUUUUCGCAGGAUAUAUGUCCCUCCAGGAGUUGCUCUCACAUGCGGGAAGGAUGAACCUCUUAGAGUAAACAUCCUCUUCAAGCACAUUCAGGAAAUGUUGAGUCAAGAAACUGCGGUAAUUGCAGAGACAGGAGAUUCAUGGUUCAAUUGUCAAAAGCUUCGGCUGCCUGAGAAUUGUGGGUAUGAAUUCCAGAUGCAAUAUGGAUCCAUUGGGUGGUCGGUGGGUGCAACUCUAGGUUAUGCUCAGGCUGCUAGAAACAAACGUGUUAUUGCUUGCAUUGGAGAUGGGAGCUUCCAGGUGACAGCUCAGGAUGUUUCAACCAUGUUGCGAUGUGGGCAAAAUAGCAUAAUAUUUUUAAUCAACAAUGGAGGGUAUACAAUUGAAGUAGAGAUUCAUGAUGGCCCCUACAAUGUCAUAAAAAACUGGGACUACACGGGUCUUGUGAAUGCUAUCCACAAUGGUGAAGGCAAAUGCUGGACUGCCAAGGUGAGAACUGAGGAUGAGCUGACAGAAGCAAUUGCAACGGCAACAGGCACACAUAAGGACUCCUUAUGCUUUAUUGAGGUUCUGGUUCACAAAGAUGACACCAGCAAAGAAUUGCUUGAAUGGGGAUCCCGUGUUUCUAAUGCAAAUAGCCGCCCUCCUAAUCCUCAAUAGCGGCAUGAAACUUGUAGUAAUGGCAAAAGACUUAACAAUGGCAUCCGAAUUGCCAUUACCUUUGGUCCAUGGAGAUGCUGGAGAAGUAGAAAUAAGAACUUUAGCAAUUCCAAUUGCUAUGUUGUGCUUAACAAGAAUGUUUAAGCGCCUGUAUAUGCAAUAUUGUAAUUUUAUUGUACAUUAGCGGCGGAGUUUUUGAUGUUUCUGAAAUUGUAUUUCGAACUGAAGCAAAAUGAGUAUUUGCGUUUAGUACAUCAAAUUGUGGUGCAUUGAUAACAUGUUGAUUCAAGUGAAUAACAGUUUGGGUUCUGAGAGAAUCCUUUUAGGCCUCA